Molecule: messenger RNA, 3149 nt
Organism: Doryrhamphus excisus (bluestripe pipefish)
Lineage: Eukaryota; Metazoa; Chordata; Actinopteri; Syngnathiformes; Syngnathidae
Gene: ptdss2
Product: phosphatidylserine synthase 2
Biological process (GO): phosphatidylserine biosynthetic process
Molecular function (GO): L-serine-phosphatidylethanolamine phosphatidyltransferase activity
Source: RefSeq, a predicted model, not a curated record
AAAAUAGGAGCCGCCGUGGCCACGUGACGUGUGGAGCUUUUAGUUGGAAUGGAGUCUAACCGGUGCGCUCGCCCGCUGGAGUCGCUCACCCUGUACAUUUAGUCGAAUGCUGGCAGUUGCUUGGGUGCGGCCGACAGGAGCAUAAAAAACAAGCUCGGGCGGAUCUUUUCAAACCAUGAAGCUGGAGGUGAGGAGAAGCGGCGUUGUCGCCGUCGCCCCAGCCGGCAGGUGCGCUCCGGAGACGGUCAACAAUGGCGCUGCGGAGCAGGACUGCCUGGAUCAGAGCACGCAGGUGAAAGCCAAAGUCACAAAGCAGGGCUCCAGGGAGAGCUUACAGCGGAAAAACACAGAGUGUGAGGUGUACGACGACGGGACCAACACGUUUUUCUGGCGGGCGCACACUGUCACCGUUCUCUUCAUCCUUACCUGCGCCCUUGUCUACGUCACACUUUUGGAGGAGACGCCCCAGGACACGGCCUAUAACACCAAGAGGGGGAUCGUGGCCAGCAUCUUGGUGUUCCUCUGUUUUGGCGUCACACAAGCAAAAGAUGGACCCUUCACUCGACCACAUCCAGCUUACUGGAGGUUCUGGCUUUGCGUGACUGUCGUCUAUGAGCUCUUCCUCAUCUUCAUCCUUUUUCAGACGGUGCAUGAUGGGCGGCAUUUCAUGAAAUACAUCGAUCCCAAACUGGGCGUGCCCCUUCCCGAGCGCGACUAUGGAGGAAACUGCCUCAUCUAUGAUCCAGGCAAUGCCACUGACCCCUUUCACAAUCUCUGGGACAAGAUGGAUGGCUUUGUUCCAGCUCACUUUCUGGGGUGGUAUAUCAAGACGCUGAUGAUUCGGGACUGGUGGAUGUGUAUGAUCAUCAGUGUCAUGUUUGAGUUCCUGGAGUACAGCCUGGAGCACCAGCUGCCCAACUUCUCCGAGUGCUGGUGGGACCACUGGAUCAUGGAUGUGCUGGUGUGUAACAGUCUGGGCAUUUACUGCGGCAUGAAGACGCUGGCGUGGUUGUCCAUGAAACCGUAUCAGUGGCAGGGCCUGUGGAACAUCCCUACUUACAAAGGAAAGAUAAAGCGAAUCGCCUUCCAGUUCACGCCAUACAGUUGGGUGAAGUUUGAGUGGAAGCCCGCUUCCAACCUUCGGCGCUGGCUCGCCGUGUUGGGCAUCAUAUUCAUGUUUCUGCUGGCAGAGUUGAACACCUUCUACCUGAAGUUCGUGCUGUGGAUGCCUCCGGAACAUUACCUGGUGCUGCUGCGACUGGUCUUCUUUGUCAACGUGGGGGGCGUGGCCAUGCGGGAGAUCUACGACUUCAUGGACGACCCGAAGUUCCACAAGAAGCUGGGCCAGCAGGCGUGGCUGGUGGCGGCCAUCACCGUGACGGAGUUCCUUAUCGUUGUCAAGUACGACCCCAACACCAUCAUGCUGCCCAUCCCCUUCUUCAUCACGCAGUGCUGGCUGCUGGGCCUCCUCAUCAUACUGGUCUGGACCCUCUGGCGCUUCUUCAUCCGUGACAUCACACUCCGCUACAAAGAGACACGGCGCCGCAAACAGGAAGACCCGGCGGAGCGGGAGCGACCUGUGGGCAACAGCAGCACCAGCGCCCCGUCAGGGCGGAGCAAACUGAACGGCGCCUCAGAUAUGCUGCGACAGAGGAAGUCCUGAGUGGUGGACGACAGCCAAAGAGGACGUACCGCAAGGACAGAUGGACACGCCCACUGUGUGCCGGUCCUUACUGGGGAAGACGCUGGGUGGGCAAAGCCAACUGGAGUCAGCGUGACAAGUAUUUAGUGGGCUUUGCUUGCUGUUUUUUUUUUUUUUUUUUUUGCGCAAAGGAAGAUUUAUUUAAACGUGAGCUGUUGUUGCCGUACGUCCCAUAGUGCAUCACCCGAUACCACAGUGCUACAAACCAUAAUGACACCAACGCCGUUACUACAGUGAAACAUGUUUGUACGUAUGACUGGAGACAUGCUUUUAUUUUGGCGGGGGCACCUCUCUAUCACCUCAUUUCUUUACUGCAAACUGUAACAUUUCAGUUCAUUCAUCCUCCUGCCAAAGCCGUCAUCACUCCUCUCAGGAUGAACGUUUGUUAGAAACCAUUAGUUAGUCGUUAGUCGUGUUUCAACGCGUGGAAAGGAAGUGUAGGUGUUGUACAACGCCGACAGAGCAGUUUGUUGCGGUUGUCGUAUCUUGAAGAACAGCAACACUCGAUUGUGAAGCAACAAUCACAGCAGCCUCAGAAGUCACACUGGGAGCUUCAUGAAGACCAAACUUUUGUUGUGUUUCAGUAUCUAUUUUGUUUUUUGUUAUCAACCUCCAUCUUGUUACGUGGAUGAAAUCAUGUCUCGCUCAGCCAAAGCUUGGACGUCUUUAAAUACUGAACAGAACAGCACCAAAAUGUAUGACCACAGAACCUCAUUGCAACUUAUUUGGCUCCCAUUACCCCCGUUUUUUUAAAUAAAAGGUGUCUUGUUUUUACAUUAAAGGGGACCUAUUAUGCUUUUUUUUUCCACUUUUACUUAUAAAUGUUGCUAGAAUGUCGUAUUCUCGGGUUCAACGAUGCCUAAGUUUAUAAAGAGGGCUACUCAUUUGGAAGUGAGUGCUGAAACAAGUUUGGGAUGGCUGUGAACGCUUGGAGAAAGUGGAGCCAGUGACUUCCUUAUAUGGGCGUACCCGGGUGCAAGGUGUUCAAGCAGUUAGAUGUACAAGCUGAGUGGGGCCAAUCACAACAAAGUGGCCAUGCCCAGACUCAGACCGUGGCGGUUUUGGAAAUAGAGAUGGAAUAGGUGCAGAUUCUGGAAAAUAUACAAAGCUUUCUGUGCUGGUUAUGUGUCGCUGCACCGGAGGACUCCACAACUCAGUCCAAAGGGCCGAAACUGAGCAUAAUAGAUCCCCUUUAAGCGUCCAUUUUGUUGGACAACUUAAAACAGAACAGUGUAUCUGCUGCAACUUGCAAUAGCUGACGUCAUUUUCAAAAUGUCUUAAAAUGUCCCUGCUUAAAAGUGGAGCCAUAACAAUUCAGUAGAACUUUUUUUAAGACGUUGUAGUCCUACGUUAGCCACACGAGGGCAGUGGAGAUACUUGACUUGCUGUAAAAAAGCCAUUACUAUACAACCAAAUAUGUUUUCAUUAAAAAGAUAUGAAAACCGUC